Molecule: messenger RNA, 2064 nt
Organism: Labrus mixtus (cuckoo wrasse)
Lineage: Eukaryota; Metazoa; Chordata; Actinopteri; Labriformes; Labridae
Product: 5-hydroxytryptamine receptor 1A-beta
Exons: 1
Coding region: 439-1686 (415 amino acids)
Biological process (GO): regulation of behavior; adenylate cyclase-activating adrenergic receptor signaling pathway; regulation of vasoconstriction
Cellular component (GO): plasma membrane
Molecular function (GO): G protein-coupled serotonin receptor activity
Source: RefSeq, a predicted model, not a curated record
CUUUUCCUAAUCCUGCUCCAAAACACGAUGUACUUCUUUUCUUAGCCGAUAAGCGAAAUCCACUUGAUUCAUAAAAUUAUAUAUAUAGGCCUACCUCUUGCCCAAUUUCCGCUUUAAUUUGCAGGACUGAGAGCAAUUACAGAAAAAUAUGAAUUCGUUGGUGUUUAUUCAAUAACUCACAUGCACUUCUUCACCGACUGAUCUGCGGUCUAAACACACUCAAACAGCCAGACUCUGUUACAUCCCCACUGACGUGUGACGCAUUUUCCAUCACGGGUAUAAAGGAGCAGCAUCAUUCUCCCUCAGCAGCCGACACUCGCAGUUCAGUCCCUCUGUGCUGCACACAGUCAAACAGUCCAUUAUGCGCUCCUCGAGGUGCGGUGGUGUGAUGCGCACCGGGCUCUCUACAAAGUAACGACAGCUCUACAAACACCAACAAUGGAAAGCACAAACAACACAACAGAUUGGUUUCAGUUUCUGAACUUUUCGAACGAAAAACAAACGGAGGAAGAGGAGAUGAAGCUGAGUUACCAGGUGGUCACAUCCUUCCUGCUCGGCGCGCUCAUCCUGUGCGCAAUCUUUGGGAACGCUUGUGUGGUCGCAGCCAUCGCCUUGGAGCGCUCUCUCCAGAAUGUGGCCAACUACCUGAUCGGUUCUCUGGCUGUCACAGACCUCAUGGUGUCGGUGCUGGUGCUGCCCAUGGCGGCGCUUUAUCAAGUCUUGAACCGGUGGACUCUUGGGCCGAUCCCAUGCGACAUCUUCAUCUCUUUGGAUGUGUUGUGUUGCACAUCAUCCAUCCUGCACCUUUGUGCCAUUGCGCUGGACAGAUACUGGGCGAUAACUGAGCCCAUAGACUACAUGAAGAAGAGGACGCCUCGGAGAGCCGCGGUCCUCAUCAGUGUCACCUGGCUGGUCGGAUUCUCCAUCUCAGUGCCGCCAAUGUUGAUAAUGCGCUCCCAGCCAAGCACCAUAGCAGAGGACAGAGCGAACCCCAAACAGUGUCAAAUCAGACAAGACCCCUGGUACACAAUAUACUCCACAUUUGGCGCUUUUUACAUCCCUCUGACUUUGAUGCUUGUUUUAUACGGGCGGAUAUUCAAAGCGGCCAGGUUCAGGAUCAGAAGGACUGUGCGUAAAACGGAAAAAAAGAAAGUUACUGACUCUUGCUUGGCGUUAUCGCCCGCCUUGUUCCACAAAAAGACUCCUGGAGACGGACAAGGUAAGACCUGGAAGAGGAGCGUUGAGCCCCGACCGCUGCCCAGCGUCAACGGCGCGGUGAAACACGCGGAGGACGGCGAGUCUCUGGAGAUCAUCGAAGUGCACAGCAACUCCAAAGGCAACCUGCCGCUGCCCAACACCCCGAGCUCCGUGCCGCUUUUCGAGAAUAGGCACGAGAAGGCGACCGAGGCGAAGAGGAAGAUUGCCAUGGCACGAGAGCGCAAAACGGUGAAGACUCUCGGUAUCAUCAUGGGCACCUUCAUCCUCUGCUGGCUGCCCUUCUUCAUCGUCGCCCUGGUCAGGCCCUUCUGCCAGAACUCGUGCUACAUUCCCCGCGCCCUGGACGAUGUCAUUAACUGGCUGGGCUACUCCAACUCUUUACUAAACCCCAUCAUUUACGCGUACUUCAACAAAGACUUCCAAAGCGCUUUUAAGAAAAUUCUCAAGUGUCAUUUCUGCAGACCGUGACGGAUGUUGGUGAAAAGAGGAGCAGCACUGAAACCAAACAGCCUUUAGUGCCUAAAGUGGCACUAAAGAUGGUCCUGAUACAGAAUGACGCUAAAAGUAAAAAAAUAAAGAGGGAUGAAAAACUGUCGAUCAUAAUCAUCGGUAUCAGUAUUGAAGUAUUACCAGACGUGUCUGUAGUCUAUGCAUAGAUAAAGCUGUGAUCGUUACGCUCCAUGUUCCACAUAUUGUUCUUUAAUGUUCAAUAAAGAUAUACUUUUUCACGAUGUACAUUAGUCGUGUUUUAAACAUACAGUAUCUAAUUCAGCCUGCUGACUAAAAACAGUGUUUGAAAGUGAAUAUAUUUCUCCUGUGGCUACUGGAGACGAUGUUUUCAUAAAU